Messenger RNA from Perognathus longimembris pacificus (Pacific pocket mouse), 2249 nucleotides. Its product is annotated as integrin beta-2-like. Gene Ontology annotation, molecular function: integrin binding; amyloid-beta binding. Gene Ontology annotation, cellular component: integrin complex; focal adhesion; cell surface. Gene Ontology annotation, biological process: cell-matrix adhesion; cell adhesion mediated by integrin; cell migration. The record is from RefSeq and is a predicted model, not a curated record. Lineage: Eukaryota; Metazoa; Chordata; Mammalia; Rodentia; Heteromyidae.
GGAGCCCCUCCUCCUGGGACAUGCUGCACCCCUCUUUCCUGCUGCUCGCCCUACUGGGGCUGCUCCCCCUCAGGCCCGCCCUGAUCCAGGUCUGCAUCAAGGGCAGGGUCCGCACCUGCAGGGACUGUCUCCAGGCGGGGCCUGGCUGCGCCUGGUGCCAGAAGCCGAACUUCACAGGUCCAGGGGAGCCCGACUUCAUCCGCUGCGACACGGCGUGGCUGCAGAAGAAGGGCUGCGAGGAAAAGGACAUCCUGGACCCCAAGAGCUCUGCGGUGCCCCAGGAAGACCGGCGGGGGGGGCCCACGCGGCUGACCCCGCCGCACGUGACCCUGCACCUGCGGCCGGGGCGGGAGGCUGCGUUCAACGUGACCUUCCGGAGGGCUCCGGACGACCCCCUCGACCUCUACUUCCUGAUGGCCUUCCGCGACCCCAGGCACGGCAGCGCCACGGCCGUCCAGACGCUGGGCCGGGACCUGCUCCGGGCCCUCCACGGGGUGUCCAGCGCCGCCCGCAUCGGAUUCGGGUACGUGGUGAACGAGUCGUUCCGGCACGUGCUGAAGCUGACCGCGGAUACCAACCGGCUCCUGACGGAGGUUCGGGGGCUGCGGAUUUCCGGAAGGCCGGUGGCCCUGGAGAGCGGGCUGGAUGCCAUGCUCCAAGUGGCUGCUUGCGGGGAAAUCGGCUGGCGCAACGCGACUCGCGUACUGGUGUUUGCUACGGACCGCGACCUCCCCACUGCCCGCGUUCAGAAGCAGGGCCCCCGCCCGGCCCCCAACGACGGCCGGUGCCACCUGGAGGGCGACGUGUACCAGAGCGGCCACAGAGCUGGCUACCCCUCGGUGGGCCAGCUGGCGCACAAGCUGGCAGAAAACGGCAUCCAAACCAUCUUUAUGGUGACCACGCAGGCAGGGAAGACCUACGAGAAUCUGACCGAGAUCAUCCCCAAGUCGGCGGUCGGGGAGCUGUCUGACGACUCCAGCAACGUGGUGCAGCUCAUCAAGAACGCCUACAAUAAACUGUCCUCCCGCGUCUUCCUGGACCACAGCUCCCUCCCCAACACCCUGAAGGUCACCUAUGACUCCUUCUGCAGUAACGGGGUGUCUCUCACCGGCCAGCCCAGAGGAGACUGCGACGGUGUGCAGAUCAACGUCCCGGUAAGCCUGACCUCCACCGUCACGGCCACCACGUGCCCCCAGAACCAGUCGUUUGUCAUCCGGGCCCUGGGCUUCACAGACACGGUGACCGUGCAGGUCCUCCCCCAGUGCCAGUGCCAGUGCCGAGACCAGAACAAGGACCGCGGGCACUGCGGGGGCAAGGGCUCCCUGGAGUGCGGGAUCUGCAGGUGUGAUGCUGGCUACAUUGGGAAGAACUGCGAGUGUCAGACGCAGGGCAAGAGCAUCCAGGAGCUGGAGGGCAGCUGCCGGAAGGACAACGGCUCCUUCGUGUGCUCCGGGUUGGGGGACUGCAUCUGCGGGCAGUGCGUGUGCCACACCAGCGAGGAACCCAACAAGGAGAUCUUUGGGCGGUACUGCGAGUGUGACAACGUCAACUGUGAGCGGCACCACGGCCAGCCGUGUGGAGGCCCGGGGCGGGGCCUCUGCUCCUGCGGCCAGUGCCAGUGCCUGGAGGGCUUCGAGGGCUCCGCCUGCCAGUGCCCCCGGUCCACCGCGGGCUGCCUGAACGCGCGCCGCGUGGAAUGCAGCGGCCGCGGCCGGUGCCGCUGCAACACGUGCGAGUGCGACAUGGGCUACCAGCCGCCCCUGUGUGAGGAGUGCCCCGGCUGCCCGGCGCCCUGUGCCCGGUACCUCCCCUGUGCCGAGUGCCUGAAGUUCAAGAGGGGCGCCUUCAAGAAGAACUGCAGCGCCGCGUGUGGGGGCCUGAGGCUGCUGCCCGCCCCCGUGAGGGGCAAGCCGUGCAAGGAGCCGGGCUCGGACUACUGCUGGAUCUCCUACACCCUGCGGCAGCGCGACGGGAGGGACAGCUACGACGUCUACGUGGAGGACGGCCAGGAGUGCAUAAGAUUUUCCGGAACCUCCACCAUCGCAGGAGGCAAGUGGUGGGUGGCCGUCACUCUUCCGGUGGUCAUCUGGUUGGUCCUGACCCACUUCAAGGAUGAAGCUCCAGCCCCGGCAGAACAAUAAUAACCCACACUUCAAGAGCACCGCCGUGAACUCCUAAGCCUGCUGAGAGGUAGAGCACAGGUGCAUGCAAAUAAAGCUGCCACAACCAGCUAGACAGGACCCUCAAGC